GUGAGUGAGACUGAUUAAAUGAGAUUCGUGGUGUGGGUGUGGGGUGCGCACAUAGCGCUUCUUUGUGCGCUCCUGGGUGCACCAGAGGUGCAAACCGAAUGUACCCCGGUCUAUCUCUGCCGCUGGAACCCGGGUAAUCCCUCUGCAACUAAGAAGCCCAACACCGUGCAAUUUUUAUUGUUCCAGGUUUUUCAAUAUAUUACUUUCCUGGAAGACAAUUUUUUAAUCACUGAGUGGGAUACGUGGCUUCUGGUGGAGGUAGUAUCGACCGGCCGCUAUGAAUGUACCCAGUGUAAUGUCUGGUACUCUGUUGGGGAAGAGCGUUAUUUAUUGCAGAGCUGCUCAAGUUUCCACUGGAAGCUAUUUUUUCAAACUGUUUUCAUUGAAAACGACAAUAUGCUUAUUUAAUCAAAAGCUGGAUGGUUCUUGCUUUAGUCUUGCCGUCAAAAAUAUUGCAGGUGGAAUCAGACGUAUUUUUUUAUAAUUUCGGCUAACAGAGGCGCAGUAUGGUCAUUUUGUAUGACUUUGUCAGGGCGUAUUAUGGCAGGUAUACCACAGCUACGUCAAGUUUCAGCUCAUUUGAGCUUUAACCCGAGAGGAAUCGGGGAUAUGAUAUGAUAUAAUAUAUAAUGUAAUAUAAUAAUUAAUUAGUUGCUUUCUUUUUUUUUCGCGUAAACCUCACAAAAGGUUAUUGUGAAAUUAUUUGUGCGUGUAUGUGUGUAAGACUUAAGGGAGAAAUAAAAUUACAAUUAUAUAGGCUACUGCUGAAAAGUUAAAUUCACGUUAUUCAGUUGAGAAUGGUGAAUUGUACGGUAUAGAUCGGUAUCAAUUUCACACGUAUAAUGAUGUUUGUCGUGUCUGCGACCUCCGCGUGGCCCCACGUGGUGCUCAUGCUUUCUUUCGGAGUGACUACAGUGCGCCCCAGUAAAUGUCCCCGAGCUUGUGUUUGUGACAACAUUCAGCUUACCGUGGCCUGCGUCGGCAAGAACCUGACGGAGGUGCCUCCAACUAUCAAUGAGAUCACUGUGAAGUUGGACCUGAGAGGCAAUAGCAUCCAGGAGUUGCCUUCCGGAGCGUUCCAGCACACCCCCUACCUCACACAUCUAUACCUUCAGCGGUGUGACCUCCGCCGUGUGCGUGAGGGGGCCUUUCGCAGCCUGGGGCGCCUGGUGUUUCUCAACCUGGCCAACAACAACAUCGAGAUACUGUACCAGGAGACUUUUGAUGGACUAUCAUCCCUUAAGCAGCUCCUGCUGGACCACAACCGUGUGGAGGAGAUCCAGCCUGGUGCCUUUUCCCAGCUGGGCUUCCUCAACCUGCUCUCCCUCACCCACAACCGCUUGGAGUACCUGCCCAACCUGGCCUUCCAAGGCCUUCAGAACAUCAAGUGGUUGCGACUCAGUCACAACGCUGUCAACUACCUGGCCGUGGAGGCCUUUGCUGGCCUUUUCACCCUGGCCCGCCUUAGCCUGGACCACAAUGAGCUGCAGUUCUUCCCCACCGAGGUCAUGACCAGACUCCCAGAGCUGACCCGGCUGGAGCUGAGCUACAAUCCCAUGACCUAUCUGGGAGAGGAGACGGUGGCCAUGCCUAAACUUACCCACCUCUUCUUGGACCACAUGUCACUGCAGGACUUCUCUUACAUGGCAUUAGCUUUGGCACCUGGCCUUGUCCACCUGGACCUCAGCCACAACCAGCUUCAGAGUCUUCAACCUCUGAUGGGCCCCGAAAGACUGACACGGCUCAACCUGACCGGCAACCCGGUCUACUGCAGCUGCUACCUGCGGCCACUGCGGGAAUGGGCCGCCCGGGGCCGGCUGCGGCUGGCGGGCGUCUGUGCCAACCCCCAGCACCUCUCUGGGGAGAGCCUGGAUGGUCUUCAUCCUAACGACCUGCGCUGCCAGAGCCAGGAGGCCAUGUUAAGGGCUGAGCAGGAGUACCAGAACAGGGCCCGCCCACCGCCCACCCCCAGGCCCAACAGAGUGCAGUGCCCUGAUAACUGUAAUUGUGAGAACGAGACCCUCCACUCUUCCUGUGAAAACCGUGACUUCACCAAGAUCCCUCGAGGCUUCUUCCCGGACACCCGGCUCCUGGACCUACGCGGCAACCACUUCCACUACAUCCCGGGGAACAGUUUUCCGGGCAUGUCUCAGGUGGUCUCCCUGCACCUUCAGCGCUGCAAAAUCCAUGAUAUUGAGUCUAGUGCCUUCAAAGGCAUGAAGAACCUUGUCUAUUUGUACCUCUCAGAGAAUGACCUCUUUUCCCUGAGCGCUGAUGCAUUCACAGGCCUUCCCCAGCUCACCUACCUGCACCUAGAAAGAAACAAGUUUACCAGAUUCCCCAGAGAGGCCUUCAAACUCCUGCCCAACCUUCUAGUUCUGCACCUGGAGCACAACCUCAUACACAAACUGGAACAGGGUACUCUGGUUGGGGCUGAGAAGCUGAGGGACCUGUAUUUGACCAGUAACAGCAUUGGCACGGUGGCACCUGGGGCUUUCGAUUUGGCUCCUGGCCUUGAAGUCCUCCACUUGGGAGCCAACCAGCUGACUGAAGUGCCAACGGACGCGCUCCGUAAUACUCCGAGCUUGGCGGAGCUUCGCCUCUCAGCCAAUCCCAUUCGCUGGAUUGGACCAAAGGCUUUUUUCCCAUUUGCUCGUAGUUUGAAGCAUCUGUUCUUGGAUGGAAUGAAGUUAGAGAAGAUGUCCAAGGACUCCUUGGAGGGCCUGGGUGCUGGGCUCCGCAGCCUCCUUCUAGAGGGGAACCAGCUGGAGGAGCUGCCCAGCCUUUACCCGCUCACAGGGCUGGAGGUUAUCAACCUGGCUGAGAACCCUCUUCUGUGUGACUGUCCCUUGCUGCCACUUCGCAAGUGGAUCGAGAAGAUUAACCUGAAAGUGAGGGCCAGCUGUGGACAUCCUCCUGAGCUGAAGGGCCGCAAAGUCAAAGACGUCGACGUAUUCAAAAGCUGCCCGGGAGAAAGGCCGCUCCCCAAUGAGCCCUCAAAGAGCCCCAGGGCACCAAAAGCUGUUCAACCCAAAGCUGCCCACGUAAAAGCCACUGCUGUCAAACUGCAGCAGUCUGGAGGCCAGAGGUCUUCAGUUAGCAAAAGUACAGCCAAAAAGAAAAAGUCACUGUAGCUUCACGUGGUUACCACCAGGGGGCGCGUGGAACAUAACGUAACACUGCAGUGGCGGUAGCUUCAGGACCAAGCUGCGUCGUCUUUUUCAACCUGCUUUCUCCGGUGGAGCACAUGCAAUCAUUGCACGUUAAACCAAGGUGACGUUUUCGCAGUGUUAGGAGGUAGAAAUGUGUAUAACUGCUUUCUAAACAAUAUAUUAAUCCUUAAAUUACACUGUCACAGCUGUUGAUGAGUUUUAAUGAACUGUGGAGUUGAUGGUAAGGAUUUUAGGAAUCUUAUGCAAUAAAACGUUUGAUAAUUUCUACCUACUUUUGGCGAACUUUUAGAUAUACUAGGACACCGUUUUGCGUAUGAAUUGGAAAGGAUUUUAGGUGUAAAAGCUGAAGCAGAUCCGUACGUUCACUCACAUUCAGCAUCCAGUCUGAGCCACUGUUUGUAUUAUUGCACAGAGAACUGACGUGUGUUGAUUGGGAACAUAAUGUCAGGUAUAUGUGGUGGAAAGAAAUCAACCAGUAAGGACAUCUGUUUGGAACUAAUGAAAAUGUAAUACCUUUUUAAUUCUUCUUAUGGGGCUGGCUUAGUAGCUUAGUAUUGGGUGGUGAUUGUCUCACCAGGUAAAUCUCACUCCCUGUAAUUGAGAGGUUGCCAGUUCAUGCCCCUUCCUCAACAGGACAGUCAUAUGUCCAUGGGAAAUUGAGCAAGGCCUUUAAUGCCCAGUUCUGGGGGUGUCACACAAUGUACAACCUUGUGCUGUGAUCCUUAUGCCAGGAAGGGCAAGAUGGGUUAGGAAAAGAGACAAAUUCCUAUAUGCUUUUACUUCUGCAAUGGCUAAUAAAGGGUUAUACUAUUA
Molecule: messenger RNA, 3986 nt
Organism: Brienomyrus brachyistius
Lineage: Eukaryota; Metazoa; Chordata; Actinopteri; Osteoglossiformes; Mormyridae
Product: chondroadherin-like protein
Exons: 8
Coding region: 843-3134 (763 amino acids)
Cellular component (GO): extracellular matrix; plasma membrane
Molecular function (GO): protein binding
Source: RefSeq, a predicted model, not a curated record